Messenger RNA from Neopsephotus bourkii (Bourke's parrot), 2225 nucleotides. It is a transcript of the gene CNRIP1, whose product is annotated as cannabinoid receptor interacting protein 1. The record is from RefSeq and is a predicted model, not a curated record. Lineage: Eukaryota; Metazoa; Chordata; Aves; Psittaciformes; Psittacidae. Gene Ontology annotation, molecular function: type 1 cannabinoid receptor binding. Gene Ontology annotation, cellular component: plasma membrane. Gene Ontology annotation, biological process: negative regulation of signaling receptor activity.
GCCAGAGUCCCUCGUGCUCCCUCCGAGAAGAACGGCGGGAUUACGGCUGCAGUAAUUGCGGCCGGAUUAACUCCCUGGAAACCGGCUGCAAUCGCAGCAGCUGCAAAUAUCCCCACAAUGUGGGAUAUGGAGCGGGGAGGGGGGCGCAUCCACCGCCCAGAUGCUGCGUCUACUGGGGGAGGGAAAACACAAAUAUAUAUCAUCCGCUGCUUUUGGGAAGGGCUGGGCCGGCGGGGAUCAGGCAGCCCCUCCUCUUCCUCCUCCCUCCUCCUCUUCCUCUCCCUCGCAGCCUCGCUCUGCUGUUCCCGCCAGCCGCAUUCCGCGGAGGGGGCGACAGGGGCGCAGAUCUCGCACUCCCCCCGUCCCCGUCCCCCCCCCCCCCCGCCGGUGCAAGCGAUGGGCGACAUCCCCGGCCUCGUGAAAAUCAGCGUCUCCCUCAAAAUCCAGCCCAACGACGGGGCGGUGUAUUUCAAGGUGGACGGGCAGCGCUUCGGCCAGAACCGCACCAUCAAGCUGCUGACCGGAGCCAAGUACAAGAUCGAGGUGGUCCUGCGGCCCGGCACCGUCCAGGCCACGACUAUGGGCAUCGGCGGUGUUAAUGUCCCACUGGAGGAGAAAUCAAGGGAUGCACAAGUGGUCUCUUACACAGGGAUCUACGACACAGAAGGGGUGCCCCAUACCAAGAGUGGGGAGAGACAGCCCAUCCAGGUCAACAUGCAGUUUAACGACAUUGGUGUUUUUGAAACAGUCUGGCAAGUCAAAUUCUACAACUACCACAAGCGGGAUCAUUGCCAAUGGGGUAACAGUUUUGGCUGCAUUGAGUACGAAUGCAAACCAAAUGAAACACGCAGUCUUAUGUGGAUCAAUAAAGAGACCUUCCGCUGAAGAGUCUAGCACUGGCUUAAAAUAAAAAGGGGAGAAUUCAGAUUCACACUGAAGAGAUGUGAAACCAGUACUGCUGGACAAUCUCCCUAAAGAGGAAUCUACCUUUUUAAACCAGCAAGAAGUCUUAACAAAGGCGUACUGUAACAUUGCUUUGUUCCGUAAGGUUCCAACAACUAUGUUGUAUAUACAGGUGGUGUCACUAAAAUCUUUGCCUAUUACUGUAUAUUAAGUUUACCAUGGCAACAUUCUUUACCUGUCAUCCUGAGAAUCCUGAAAGUUCAUGGUAAAGAAUAUUUGAUAGCUGGGUAGGAAGUCGUACCCUCGUAAUAGCGUCAUAAGUAUCUGGAUUAUUCCCACUAAAUGGUUUCAGUAGACAUAACUCUUGCAAAGUGUUUUGCUUUAUUGCUUAGAAAUUGGAUGCAACAUCACCUGGGUGAUUUCUGUAUUUGCAUUUGUGUUUGCUCCUAAAUUGGUGUGCUCCUUCAAGCAUUUUGUCGUACAUGUCAUCCCAGUGGACAGCAAAAUGUGCAAACUAUGGAUAUUUGUAGGUUUAGCUAAAUGGCAGCUAUUGCACUGUUGAUAUUGUGCUUUCAUACCAAGGAACUUGGAAACUCAUUCUUCCUUUUGGUAAGUGCUGUUACGAUAUUUUGUGAAGUUUGCUAAUUUACCAAAUGUCUCAAGAUAGGAUUCUUUGUUAAGUUUCACAGUCUCUGAAAUAGUUUUAGGAAACUGUAUAAAAUAUGCUAACCUGAAUGAAGGAAAAGCAAUAAACCAGCUAUGGUAUCAGACACCUAACAACAUGGCUAGUUUCUCUCUUAAGAUCAUACAGUAUAUUCCUGAAAGAUGCAGCAACCAUACUUUAUUUAGUUCUUAAAUUAAGAGUUCUGGUAGUAAUCUUCAUUUUUGUUUUAAACACACAUUGCUCAAACAGUUAAAUCCUACAGAUUGACUUUUUUCAAGCCUGGCCACUGCAUUAUACCCAAAAUCAACAGGAUUUCUGACCAACAAACACUUAACAGUGUGAAGAGCACAGAUCCCAUGCAUGUUUAUACAUGCACUGCAGUCUUUCAAAUAAAGAUAAGCAUGUAAGCAUUUGCAUGGUUAUGACUAAAGGUGCUACAUAAACACUAGAUCAGUGUUUAACACAUACAACAAAAAAUAAACGUAUCUUUUAUUUCAGUAAAUAAAAGCAGGGAAAAAAGUACACUCUCCCAUCCCCAACUUGGGCUGAAGCUGUCAGUUCUUGUACAUCUGUGAUUCCCUUUGUGAAUAAUUUGUAAAUUGUGUAUGUAAAUGGUUACCAUUACUUUUGAUCUUUGUAAUAAAGGACAUAAACAAUU